This is a messenger RNA of Cervus elaphus (red deer), 3006 nucleotides long. RefSeq names its product TNF superfamily member 4 (gene TNFSF4). Gene Ontology annotation, cellular component: membrane. Lineage: Eukaryota; Metazoa; Chordata; Mammalia; Artiodactyla; Cervidae. The record is from RefSeq and is a predicted model, not a curated record. Gene Ontology annotation, biological process: immune response. The transcript has 3 exons. The coding region runs from base 120 to 668 and encodes 182 amino acids. Gene Ontology annotation, molecular function: tumor necrosis factor receptor binding; cytokine activity.
AUCUUCUAAUUGAUACACAUUGUGUUGGCUUCAUCUCCUUCUUUGUGGGGAAGAAGUCAGUUCUCCCUCAGGUUUCCCUCUGUCACAGUUUUCAUCGUCCCUGCAUUCAGAUUGUGAAGAUGGAAGGGGUCCAACCCCUGGACGAGAAUGUGGGAAAUGCACCAGGACGGAGAUUCUUGAGGAACAAGCUAUUGCUGGUGGCCUCCAUAAUUCAGGGGCUGGGGCUUCUCCUGUGUCUCACCUACAUCUGUCUGCACUUCUAUGCUCAGGUGCCAUCUCAGUACCCUCCAAUCCAGAGUAUCAGAGUACGGUUUACCAAGUGUGAAAAUGAGAAUGGUUUCAUCAUCACAUCUCCAGACACGGAUGGAACCAUGAAGGUGCAAAACAACUCAAUCAUCAUCACCUGUGAUGGGUUUUAUCUCAUCUCUCUGAAGGGCUACUUCUCCCAGAAUCUCAGCCUCAGGCUUCUGUACCGAAAGGGUCGGGAACCUCUUUUCUCCCUGAACAUGGUCAAGUUUGUUGACUCUGUCACAGUGGCCUAUCUGCGUUUCAAGGACAAAGUCUACCUGAAUGUGACCACUCAGAAUGCCUCCUGCGAAGACAUCCAGGUGAAUGGUGGGGAGUUGAUUCUCAUUCAUCAAAAUCCUGGUGGAUUCUGUGUCUACUGAGGACCUGAUGGUUGCACCCAAGCCAGGAACCAGCAUGAAUGCCACACUGGGGGUGGACAGGACUCUGAUUCUUCCUUGGGAGUGGAGGCGUUGUCCCAGCUCAGCCCUCAUAUUUGGCCAUGUGAGAUGUGACCAGAAGCAGAUCACUCCCACCCCCACUCAGGGAUAUUUAAAACUUGUUUUUACAUACCAGUUAACUUUAUGUAUUUAUCCUAUGUCUUCUAAAUCACCUAGCCCUCCUCAUCCCUCAAGAUUUCCUCAAGCCUGUUAGGCACCUCCACCAGAGUAAGAAAAAAGGUGCCUCUUCCUCAAGAUGUUGUUCCUGUUGGUCAGGAAAUUAUUGUAAUAAACUUUCAUUAUUGAAAAAGACACUUGACUACCAUUUGUCAUCUGACACUGUCAAAAUGAAGAAGACCAAGGAGAGGGGUUUUGAAUCUGCAAAGCCAGUGGACUGACUCCUCGUGAGCAGAGGUGCCUCUCCAAGGUGAAAUUUGUUGUAGUCUGCAUAGAAGCCCGAUCUCUCCCUCAUGUGGAGGAAUUCAAAAGGAAAAGCACCUUAUGAACAGCUGUCAGGACUUGAUGAGGGUAGCUGGCUAAGGAAUACUCCGCUCUGGGCUUUUUUUUCCCCCCUCGUUUUCUCCAUUUUUCUUUCCCAGCCUCCAAAUGUUCUUGAUAGAUAUUUCCUUUCAAAGAACCAUCUCGGGGGUGUGAUGCUUGAAAAACCUAAUCAGUGACUUAAGGAAAGCUGAUGGGACUUUUCUGAGCUGGGAGAGUGAGAUAAUUUAUUGUGAGGGUUAUCUUUAUCACACAGGAGUGCAGUGAAACUGGACCUCUCAGGAUAAAAGUCAGUGGAAAUUUUAAUAGUCUGGGGAGGAAAUCACAUUUGCCACAGAGAGGCAGUGUAACACAUGCCUAAUGCUGAGAUACAUACUCAGCCCCACAUCUUGUGCUCAGGUACCACCUUGCUGGUUUCAAAAAAAUGUUUUAGGUGAAUUGUGCCCCCAUCCUCGGGCUGCACUGCAUGUCUUACAGGAUCUUAGUUCCCCAACCAGGGACUGAACCCAGACCCACGGCAGUGAAAGUGCCAAGUCCUAACCAUUGGACUGCCAGGGAAGUCCCCAACAUGAAUUGUUCUGAGCAAGAUAUUCUAUGAUAUGUGUCUUGACUACUUAGAGGAUUUAAAUGUGUGUGUGUGUAUGUGUGUGUGUGUGUGUGUGUGUGUGUGUGUGUACUUGUUUGUUAUUGACUGUGUUUUGCAAAGUCAAAGUUAUUCAGAGUGGUUGCUAAUAAGUACAUGUUUAUCACUGCAGAUAAUAUUUAAGAAAAUACAUGUUUUUUAAGUUUGGAAUUUCUGACUGUAUUUCUUCUGGACAUAUGCAUUCCAGGCCAAAGCUUAAUUGUUUUGUGAGUUGGUUGUCUUUUGCGUUAUGGCCUCUCCUCACAGGUGCCCCCUCCUUUUAGGUACACGUGGCCUGCUUCUCCCAUGCUGGCCUCCUUCAGCGACACAGGGAUACUUCUGCCAGCUUCCACCCAUCAAAGUACAUGUGUCCCAUUUAAAUCAUUCAAUCAAAGGGAUAAUUAACCUUACUCUGAAAACAGUGGAGUUUUGUGUAAAUGAAAAGUCAGGAGAUUGGAAUUCUAAUUUUGACUUUGUCACUAACUGGCCACAGGACCCUGGACAACUAAUUUCCUACCUUGGGAUCCUGCUUUUUUCUCUUGUUGAAUGAUCAUUUUAGAAUCUUAUGCUCAUAAAGCUAAAUGUGAAUGUACAUAGUAAAUACCUAUGUACUGGUUGCUGUGAGUCAAGAUAUAUAAUCUUCUCUUUUAAUGUGUGGAGUAAUUUUUUUUUUUUUUUGUGGACCACCUAGUAUUUUCCCUCAGCGUUGUUGGUGAUUUCUGUGAGCAUGUGUCCGUGCUGUCAUGUCUGACUGUUUGCAACCCCAUGGGCUGUAGCCCGCCAGGCUCUUCUGUCCAUGUAAUAUUCAAGGCAAGAAUACUGAAAUGGGUUGCCAUUUCGUUCUCCAGGGAAUCUUCCCAGCCCAGGAUCGAACAGAUGUCUCCUGUGUCUCCUGCAUUGCAGGCGGAUCGGGGAGGCCCCGAUUCCUUUGAGAAUAGUUGCCAGUUGUUACUUAGUGACUUUUUGUUUAGGGAAUGACUGAAAGGAUUCCAGUCUUGAUUCAAAUCGUAAUUUUUCUUAAGCAUAUCGGGCAGGUCCCCUAUUUUAAAUCGUAAUUUUGUAUUUAGUGCUCUCCUGGCUCUCGGAGAGUGUUAAUAUUAAUAUUAAUAAUAUAGCUAAUAAUAAUAUUGAUAUUUACAUGGAAACAAAUAAAAGAUCUUA